GUAGGCCUUGCACUGGGUGACGCCUGUGGCGCACCGUUAGAAUUCUGCGCUGUCGACUCGCGCCUCCCAGAUACGCCGGAGGGCGACUUCUCGGACGCCCGACGGCCUUGCCUCACAGAGCGGCUGGACGAGUCCGGACAGCUAAACUACAAGAAUGCUCGGAACAAGUUCGAUCUCAAGCUGG
Molecule: messenger RNA, 184 nt
Organism: Symbiodinium pilosum
Lineage: Eukaryota; Dinophyceae; Suessiales; Symbiodiniaceae
Source: the annotation of a GenBank genome assembly